CAAACAGUGACAACAGAAUUUGAACAGGAAGAGAUUCACAAAUGUCAACUGAUGUUGUCUCUCUUGUGUAGGCUACUAGCUAUCACAAUUAGUAACAUUUAAAACACAUUAUUGAAUGAAAAUACUGCUCAGCGAUCGUAGGUGUAACUGAACAAUGACCGCAGCGCCGCGCCUGGUCACAGCCGUAGGAGGUCCUGCUUCUUUAUGCCGAUUUCGUGGUGCCCUGGUCGGCGCAGUUCUGGGAGACUGCAUCGGCGGAGAGUUCGAAGGGACUGAGCCUGAGGAGAUACCCUUGGAUCGAGUUCUGCAAUAUCUGGAUGGUCUGGAGGACGAAACCCGUGGCGAUUCGAUAUUGCAGUACAGCGAUGACACGGCCAUGACUCGCUGCGUGGCCCAUUCCCUGCUGACCAGGGCAGGGUUUGAUGAGCAGGACAUGGCCAGAAGAUUUGCUAAGGAGUAUAACCUGGCUCCAUUUCGGGGCUAUGGCGCUGGUGUCAUGCAGGUUCUGAAGAAGCUGGCGUCUCCGCAGCUCAGCGACGUGUAUCAGCCCGCACGCGCUCAGUUCGGUGGCCGGGGAUCCUUCGGGAAUGGGGGCGCCAUGAGAGCGGCGCCCUUUGCCCUCGCCUUCCGAGACCGUGCCGACGUCAGGAGGUACACACGUCUAGGGGCCAUGCUGACACAUUCCUGCUCUCUGGGGUAUAACGGAGCCAUCCUCCAGGCCCUGGCUGUGCACCUCUCCCUCCAGGGGGCGCUAGUGCUCCCCCAAGACUUCCUCAAGACGCUCAUCACAGAGAUGGAAGAGGUGGAGAAGGACGAAUCCGCUCGCAGCGAUGCCAGAGCGCUGAAUGAAUCAGAGUUUCCAUUCUGCGCUCGUUUGCAUCGGGUGAAAGAGCUCCUGGAGAGGAACAACGUGAGCGUCGAGGAGGUCAUAUCUGAACUCGGAAAUGGCAUCGCUGCACUCCACUCUGUCCCCACGGCCAUCUUCUGUGCGCUUCACUGUAUGGAGCCCCGCGAGGGCCUCCCUGAGAAGUACGGUGGCCUGGAGAGGACAGUGGCCUUCAGCCUGUCCCUGGGAGGAGACACUGACACCAUCGCAUGCAUGGCGGGAGCCAUCGCUGGGGCGCACUACGGGAUCGACGCCAUCUCGCAAUCGUGGCAAAGGUGCUGCGAGGCCUCGGAGGAGGCUGACAUGCUUGCGCAGAGGCUGCACAACAUGUACCACAGGGCGCCCCCCGAAGGCGACCCAGGGGUACUGAGCUCGGGCAACAGCCAGCAGCACUUGCGCGGCGGCAGCAGCUCGGAACCUCAACCCCCAGAGUGAGAGUCUGAACAGGGAUGCUGCACACACACAUACACUCACUCACACACACACACAUUUUCAAACAGUACAAACACACACAAACAUCUCUUUGAUGCAGAGUGAAUGUUUGGACAGUGACUCGCCUACAUAUAUACAUACACACAGUACCCAAGGACCCACAUAUGUGCAUACACACACACACCCACACAUAUGAACACUCAAAAAAAGAUGUCUCCUUGUUUAUGCAAACACUGACAUCACAAACACAUACACACACACAGACAUCAACCAACCCCAGUUAACAUACACAGGAAGUAUGUGACUUGCAACUUACACACAAUACAAACUCAAUGUAGAUGUGACACUCAUACUCAGACACUUCUUAUGCAACUCACACACACACAAACACACACACAUACACACACACAGUUGCAGGGUGGGGAUAACCAGCUUUUUAACACAUGCUACACACACACAAAUACCAUAUUUUUGCACUACACUGAUUUUGUGCAAAUGCCUCUGACAUUCAAAUUAAAACUUUUGAUGUGAAACUGUUGUUAUUAUUGUGUAUGUCUUUGGUGCCCAGAGGAAGUUUCCAAUAAAAGAAAGAUAAUUCAAUUAUCUGAAAGCG
Molecule: messenger RNA, 1931 nt
Organism: Clupea harengus (Atlantic herring)
Lineage: Eukaryota; Metazoa; Chordata; Actinopteri; Clupeiformes; Clupeidae
Gene: adprs
Product: ADP-ribosylserine hydrolase
Cellular component (GO): nucleus; mitochondrion
Source: RefSeq, a predicted model, not a curated record